Messenger RNA from Protopterus annectens (West African lungfish), 1680 nucleotides. Its product is annotated as vomeronasal type-2 receptor 26-like. Bases 1 to 1680 code for a protein of 559 amino acids. Gene Ontology annotation, molecular function: G protein-coupled receptor activity. NCBI's taxonomy places the organism in Eukaryota, Metazoa, Chordata, Ceratodontiformes, Protopteridae. Gene Ontology annotation, cellular component: membrane. The transcript is spliced from 6 exons. Gene Ontology annotation, biological process: G protein-coupled receptor signaling pathway. The record is from RefSeq and is a predicted model, not a curated record.
AUGGAUAUAACUUCCCUGUUCAUGGUAAUUCUGAAUGAUUAUGGGCUUGAAGCCACACAAGAAUUUUUAAAUAAUGAAGUGUCUUUGCCAGAAAAUGAGCUUCUCAAUUUUGUCAAGACUGUCCAUUUUAUGAAUACAGCAGGCCAAGAGAUAUAUUUUGAUAUGACUGGCAAUAUUCCUAAUCAGUUUGACAUACAAAACUUUCAGUUUUUCCUGAAUGGAACAAGUCGGAUUGUAAAAAUAGGUUACUUCAAGUCAUGGGCUCCAAAUGAUCAGCAGAUUCAGAUAGAUAAAGCAGCCAUUUUGUGGAAUAAUGGGGCUUCAGAGGUCCCACAUGCUGUGUGCAGUGAAAGCUGUGGCCCAGGAUAUAGGAAAUCUACUCGCAAGGGACAGCCUAUAUGUUGUUUUGACUGUACCCCUUGCCCUGAGGGGAAAAUCUCAAAUCAGACUGAUAGUAUUGACUGCACAAUGUGUCCAGAUGAUGCAUGGUCAGCCUAUGGACAAGACAAAUGCAUCCCCAAAACGACUGAGUUUUUAUCAUACAAGGAGGAACUGGGGGCAUCAUUAGCUGCUUUCAGUAUUUUCUUUUCUGCCCUCACUGCUUCUGUUCUAUGUGUCUUUAUACAGUUCAGAGACACUCCAGUUAUCAGGGCCAACAACCGAAACCUGAGUUAUCUCCUGUUGCUUGCUCUAUUUUUCUGCUUUCUCUGUUCAUUGUUAUUUAUUGGUCAUCCAGAAAGAGUAACCUGCCUAAUACGUCAGAUUGCUUUUGGUGUCAUUUUUUCUUUCAGUGUCUCCUGCAUAAUGGCAAAAACAAUCACGGUCAUUGUUGCUUUCACUGCUACCAAACCCAACAGUUCCAUGAAGAAGUGGGUUGGGGGUAAGACACCAGGUUUAGUGAUUAUCUUGUGUUCUCUAGGUCAAAUUAUAAUAUGUACUACCUGGUUAUUUAUGUAUCCACCCUUUCCUAACAACAAUAUGAAAAUCAAACUUGGAAAAAUUAUAAUCGAAUGCCAGGAAGGGUCCUCUGCAGCAUUUACUUGCAUGUUGGGAUAUAUGGGAUUUUUGGCAAUGCUGUGUUUUGUAAUAGCAUUCCUGGCAAGGAAGCUGCCAGAUACCUUUAAUGAAGCCCAAAUGAUCACCACUAGCAUGUUCAUUUUCCUCAGUGUUUGGACAUCUUUCAUCCCUGCUUACCUGAGCACACAGGGAAAGUACAUGGUUGCUGUGGAGGUGUUUGCUAUCUUGGCUUCAAGUGCUGGGUUACUGUUCUCUAUAUUCAUUCCUAAAUGCUACAUUUUGCUGUUAAGACCAGAGAAGAACACCAGGGAGUACAUAACUGGAAAGCUUCUGAACCUUCUUAGCACUGUCCAUUUUAUGAACACAGAGGGCCAAGAGGUAUAUUUUGAUAAGAAUGGUGAUGUACCAAGUCAGUUUGACAUACAGAACAUUAAGUUUUUCCUGAAUGGGACAAGUCGGAUUGUGAAAGUUGGCACCUUCAAGUCAUGGACUUCCCCUGAUAAACAGAUUGAGAUAGAUGCUAAAGCCAUUUUGUGGAUUGAUGGUGCUACAGAGCUAGCUAUGCUGCUAGCUAUUCUGGCUCUUGGGCCAUCUUCUGAUGUAGUGACCCACUCCACAUCAACAUUAAGUCGAAGAGCAAAAAAAGCUGUUCAGAUUACUUGA